GGUUAUGACGUUUCGUUCACAACGUGCAAAAUCCGAAAAGGUUCUGAGUUCGAUCCUCAGUGUCGCCACAUUUCUUUUUUUGCCCUUUUUUUGCCCUUUUUUUGUCCUUUUCUCAUUUCUUUCCCUACUGUACUCGUCCUCUCGUCCUAUUAUGGGUCUUUAUUAGACCUCACUGAUUUCAACUUAUUCUUGGAAGGUGCUAGGUACCAGAUGUGAUGAGAGAGAUAGGAAAUAAUUGUUUUUUGUGUUGCAGUGUGGUGACAGGCCAAUGGAUACCCCUGGACAGCCAACUUAUUUGCAAUGCUUGCAUCCGCGGUUACUUAAACCACAGACACUGCCCCUCCAUGAGUCCCUGUGUCUUCCCCCCUCUCCUGACACUUGACACGCCUCUCACCCCCGCGUCAAGCCCGUCGAAAGAAGCACACACGUCAUGGCAGACCAAGAAAACCAGGACGGCCUAGCUCGAGCAAAGGCCUGCCUAGAAGAACUAAACGGCAAGCUAGAGAGGAAGGAGCAGCUCACACCCCGGGACAAGCGCUUCCUCCUCCGCACAGGCAAGCUCACCUACAAGGCCCUCGUGGCGCCGGAAUCCCUGACGCCCGCCGAGCGCAACCGCAUCCGCCUGAUGCCGCCGCCCGACGAGGUGGCGGCCAACAUCCGGCGCGUGACGGGCGGGGCCAUGUCGACGCCGGACGAGGUGUUCCGCAAGGUGGUUGCCGGUCCCGCCGACGCGGUGACGGACGACUUGGUCUCGCUCGUCGUCCACGGGUUCGCGGUGCCCGCCUCGGUCUACGAGGAGGCGCGCCGCCUGCCGUGGGUGCGCAAGCUGGGUGCGGCGUGGGGGCUCGCGUUCAACGCGGUCACGACGCCGGCGGAGAGGGAGGCGCACGGCGCGGCCGUGGCGCUCGAGACGCCGGAGAGGGUGGAGAGCUGUUUGCGAGGGCGAGGGAGGAGAUGAUGAGGAUGGCGGAUGAGUUGGAGGGGGAGGAGUGUCGGUGUGAGAGCUGCGCUGCAGACGGGGUUGAUGCGGUAUGCUUGGUGCCCUAAGCUGGGCAGGUAUCUGGAGUGAUUUUACUGAUGAAAGGGGUCCCGCCUGUCAUGAGCCGACAGACAAAAAGAUGGAACUACUCGCUACAACUCAGACGGACUCUUUGCCCAAAACCAUCACAGUUACAUUAACCCCUUGAAUUGAAUUGACUAUACGUUUGAA
This is a messenger RNA of Phialemonium atrogriseum, 1210 nucleotides long. RefSeq lists its product as uncharacterized. The transcript is spliced from 3 exons. Lineage: Eukaryota; Fungi; Ascomycota; Sordariomycetes; Cephalothecales; Cephalothecaceae. The coding region runs from base 431 to 958 and encodes 175 amino acids. The record is from RefSeq and is a predicted model, not a curated record.